This is a messenger RNA of Penicillium robsamsonii, 1560 nucleotides long. RefSeq lists its product as uncharacterized. The transcript is spliced from 5 exons. Gene Ontology annotation, biological process: transmembrane transport. The record is from RefSeq and is a predicted model, not a curated record. Gene Ontology annotation, cellular component: membrane. Lineage: Eukaryota; Fungi; Ascomycota; Eurotiomycetes; Eurotiales; Aspergillaceae. Gene Ontology annotation, molecular function: transmembrane transporter activity. The coding region runs from base 1 to 1560 and encodes 519 amino acids.
AUGAACCGCGGUUCUAUCGGGAAAGACGAUGUCGAGAUCGUCGAUCAACCUUCUCAUAUCGAAGACAUCCCCAAGCCUUCGCUCGUUACUCAAGUUGGAGACUUCCGUGUCGUCGGUUUGACUCUCGACGAUGCAGAUUUCUAUAACAACUAUCCGGAGGAGAAACGGAAAAAGACCUUCCAUAAGGUCGAUAAGCGUUUAAUCCCCAUGCUCGCAGUGCUGUACCUGAUGUGCCAUAUCGAUCGUGCGAAUAUCGGAAAUGCUAAAAUCGAAGGCAUGGUCCAAGAUCUCAAUAUGACUGGGUUGCAGUAUAAUACUGUGCUUUCUAUAUUCUUCAUUCCCUACGUCCUACUGGAAGUUCCCAGUAACAUAUUACUCAAAAAGUUCAAGCGCCCUUCAGUAUACCUUGGUCUUCUUGUCUUGACCUGGGGUAUUGUCAUGACAUGCACAGGCCUGGUUCAAAACUUUGCUGGUCUUAUGGCCACUCGAGUACUACUUGGUGUUUUUGAGGCUGGAUUCUUCCCUGGCGCUAUCUACCUUUGCUCCUACUGGUACAUGCCUAAGGAAUUGGCGCUUCGUAUUUCAUACUUCUACUGUGCCAGUGCGCUCUCCGGUGCAUUCUCCGGCCUGCUGGCUGCCGCUAUUGCCAAGAUGGACGGUAUUGCUGGGCUUGAGGGAUGGCGGUGGAUUUUCAUUCUGGAAGGCCUUGCUAGUGUGGCACUAGGUAUUGUAUGCUUCUUUCUCCUCAUCGACACCCCGGCUUUGUCCAAGCGCUGGUUAUCUCCCGAUGAGAUUCGCUACCUGGAGCUUUCAAUGUUCAUCAAGCAAGGAGGAACUAGUACUGGGGAGGAUGGGUUCAAAUGGAGAGACCUCAAGAUUGUCCUGACGAACUGGAGGAUAUACGUGCAAGGCUACCUUUUGUUUUGCCAAUCGGCUUUGUCUUAUGGUACCAAGUUCACCAUGCCGACUAUCACCAAGGCUAUGGGCUUCAGCUCCACCAACGCCCAGCUCACUUCAGCUCCUCCAUACGUUGCUGGUGCGAUAUCUGCUAUCAUCUUUGCACGCUUCUCCGAUCGCUUCUAUUGGCGAAUGCCAUUUGUCUGCAUUCCCAUGGUCAUCGUCGUGGUAGCUUAUUCGAUCAUAAUGUCCCUGAACGGAGCCCUCGAAGAGAAGAAAGGAGUGGCAUAUUUUGCAGUUGUUCUGUCUGUCAUUGGUAUUUACCCCAUCCAACCCGGAGCUGCAUCUUGGAACGCAAACAACAUUGCCCCAGCAUCCCGACGGGCUAUGGGUAUCGCGCUUGUAAACUGUGUCGGCAAUGUGGGUGGUAUACUGGGCAGCUUCAUGUAUAUUGAGACAGAGAGCCCCAAGUACCCAACUGGAUUUGGACUCAGUCUGGCACUUGGUGGGGUUGGAUUCUUUGUUGCUUUGUUCCUUGAAUGGACUUACAAGAUGGGUAAUGCAAAGAAGGAAAGGCUUGCAGAUGAUGCGAGGAUCAACUACACUGAAGAUCAGUUGUUCGAUAUGGGAGACAAGUCGCCGCUGUUCAAGUAUGUGUUGUAG